This is a messenger RNA of Trametes versicolor FP-101664 SS1, 1095 nucleotides long. Its product is annotated as terpenoid synthase. Gene Ontology annotation, molecular function: prenyltransferase activity. The transcript has 9 exons. Lineage: Eukaryota; Fungi; Basidiomycota; Agaricomycetes; Polyporales; Polyporaceae. Gene Ontology annotation, biological process: isoprenoid biosynthetic process. The record is from RefSeq and is a predicted model, not a curated record. The coding region runs from base 1 to 1011 and encodes 336 amino acids.
AUGAGUGCCGGCCAGAACAAUCCUCCCCUCAACGUACGGCAAAUUCUUUCCGAGUCUGCCUCCUGGUCGGAGGCAAAUGAGUCUGCCCUUCUAGAGCCAUUCACACAUAUAUUCUCCAUUCCGGGGAAAGAAAUCCGAGGGCAGAUGAUCGCUGCGUUCAAUGCGUGGCUAAAUGUUCCAACGGACAAAUUAGCGAUCAUCUCCAAGGUAGUCAGUAUGCUGCACACCGCGAGCUUGCUAGUAGACGACAUCGAGGACGACGCGCAGCUCCGAAGAGGAGUGCCUGUUGCCCACAAGAUAUACGGCAUACCGCAAACGAUCAACUCCGCAAAUUAUGUGUACUUUCUGGCGUACCAGGAGCUGUUUGCUCUGCGCUCUGGAGUCGGUGCCGACGAUGACGCUCGAGAACGUCUAGUACCUUUCAAUGAGUUGGAUCGCGUCGUCACAGCCGAACUUCUCUCUCUCCACCGCGGUCAGGGUCUUGAGCUUCUCUGGCGUGACUCGCUGCAGUGUCCUACCGAGGAGGAAUAUGUGUCGAUGGUGAACAACAAGACUGGCGGCCUCUUUCGAGUCGCGGUCAAGCUCAUGAUGGCCUGCUCGACCACAAAUAUCACGGUUGACUAUGUACCGCUUGUGAAUCUGUUUGGCGUGUACUUCCAGAUCCGAGAUGAUUACAUGAACCUUCAGAGCACGCAGUACGCUGAGAACAAGGGCUUCGCAGAGGACCUGACGGAGGGGAAGUUCAGCUUCCCCAUCGUCCACGGUGUCCGCGCAGACACGUCAAACAGACAGCUCUUGAACGUACUCCAGAAGCGACCCACCACCCCGACGCUGAAGACUCACGCGAUCGGCUAUCUGCGCGACCACACGAAGUCGUUCACCUACACCAUCAGCGUCAUGGAUGAUCUCGAAGUGCAGAUCAGAGAGGAGAUCACGCGACUGGGGGGUAACGCGCGGCUGGAGAAGAUCAUGGACACUCUGCAUGUUGAGCGGCCUCCAACUUCUCAAUAAGCACAUAUUUCACGCUCUUGAAUUCAGCCAUAGCGCGGCCACCUGUCACGUCGUGCGCUCAUAUCACAGAAACCUCUUCAUUCG